CGCUUCUAAUAAUCGCAAUGAGAAAGCCCUAGUUAGGGUUCCUCGUCCCCGCCCCCGCCCCCUCUUCGUCGUCGCCUUCGCCCUUGCCGUAAGAGUUUAACCUAGCUCGACGAUCCAAUCCAUGGGGCGGAACGAGGGAGCAGCGAGGGAGGCGGAGGCCGCGGCCAUGGGCGGCGGCGGCGGAGGCCACCGAUUCUUGGAUCGGAGCAAGGUGAGGAUUCUGCUGUGCGACCCCAAAAGCUCCCAAGAGGUGCUCCACCUCCUCUCCAAGUGCUCCCACCAAGUAACUUCAGUGAGGUCUGCAAGACAGUUGAUUGACGUGCUUAGGGCUCAGGCAGCAGACAUUGAUAUCAUUCUCGCAGAAGUUGAUCUCCCCAUAGCCAAAGGUUUCAAGAUGCUCAAGUACAUCACUAGAGACAAGGACUUGAGGCGCAUUCCCAUCAUCAUGAUGUCUUCUCAAGAUGAGGUUUCGGUUGUUGUCAAGUGCCUGCGACUUGGACCAGCUGACUAUCUCGUGAAGCCAUUGCGUACCAACGAGCUGUUGAACCUUUGGACCCACAUGUGGCGAAGAAGACGGACGCUUGGUCUGUCCGAGAAAGAAGUCUUCAACCAUGAUUUUGAGUUGGCACUGUCAGACCCAAGUGAUGCCAAUGCAAACAGCACAACUCUAUUAUCAGAUGACACGGAUGAUAAGCUGAAGGGAAACUCAAAUCAGGAAACAGGCACCUCAAAUCAUCGUGAAUAUGAGUCUAAUACCUUUGGUGUUGAACCCGGGUGUGUUAGCAGAACGCAACAGACGGCAGAUGCUGCAGUGGGUGGUGAUUGGGCAUCAUUCUCAGGGGGAGUCUUUUCAUUCCCAAAGAAGACCAAUCUGAGGGUUGGCGAGCCUUCUGCAUUUCUGGCUUACGUCAAGUCAACCCCACAAGCCAAAAAUUCCAACUGUACCCAACUGGAUGGAAAUGCAGGCCCUUCAGAACCCACGAAAUGUCAGGACAAUUUACACGCAGGAAGUGAAAACGAGAGAAUUAAAAGCAGAGGGACACAUGAAAGAUGUUCCGAGGAAAAUGAAGCAUUUCAGAUGCCGACAGAGUUUACUCCGGUUUGCUUCUCUUCUUCUAGCACACAGCCAGAAUCGAGUAGUGAAGGCCAAAACAAUGUCUCUGGCGCUCCGUCGGUCUUCCACUUCCCAUUUUAUUAUCCUGGAAUGAUGCCCUCGUCAGUGCACAUGUUUCAAGGAUGCUUAAACAAUGUGCAAGCACACAGCUCACCAGUGCUGUUGCUGCAGUAUAAUGCUCUUCCUCAUUUGCCAGUAAUGCCAUCAAUUCCUUAUAAUCAUGUUGGCGUGAAUUUGCAAUCGGGCCACAUGCCUGCCACAAAUGUUUGGCCGUCAGUGACGAGCACGUCAGUGCCUGAAGCCAAGUCUGGUCGAACUGAAAGAAGAGCAGCAGCGCUUGUGAAAUUCAGGCAGAAAAGGAAGGAACGUUGCUUCGACAAGAAGAUUAGAUACGUAAAUAGGAAGCAUCUUGCUGAAACAAGGCCCAGAGUGCGGGGUCAAUUUGUGAGGCAUGCGAACAAUGUAGAUAUACAGCUUGGUGGACUUAAUGCCGGUGAUGAUAAUGCCGAGGAGGAUGAAGAUGAGGAGCCAACAUCAAGAGAACUCGAGCUUGUUUCUUCUCCUGAAUAUAACACGAGGAACUGAUGAAUGGAACCUUCCGAAACGUACUCAAGUGCCUCUUUUGCUUUAUGAUGGUUAGUGGAUCUGCAUUUUCUCCGGAGCUCCAGAUAUUUGCAUGUUAUCCAUUGGUCGAGUUAUUGGAGAGAACGCCAUCGAUAAAGUUGGGAAAGGAAAUACCAUAGUGAAAGAGGCAUUUAGGUGGUAUUGUUCAUCGACUUCUUUGCACAAAAAAUUUAUAAUGCAUGCAUCUAUUGUUGAAAUCUUGCAUUGAGCUCCCUCUCCCCCUCUUUUUUAUACUUGAUCUUCCAUAUAUCUGUAUGGAGUUUCAAUUGACGACAAUAUACAAAGAAGGAAAUCGUCACAUCUGUUUCAAUUUAAAACAUGGAUACACCAGACUAUUCAUGUCGUGCUUCACUGCUUUGAAAGUAGAAACAAAGCUGCAUAUGUUCUGCACCAAGGAUUAAAAGAAAACCUAGGUUUCCAUCUAUUUUCCGGCGAGGUAGAUACUAGCCCUCUGGAAGGAGAAAAGAACUGAAACAAGGAUGCUAUGAUCAAAAUUCUUGCACAAUGUAGAUCUUCCCUAAAAUGAUUGAAUCGUCAGAAAGCUCUUCUAGAUGCUCCAAGGCAAAAUGGUCAAUGAUCUUUUUUUUGUGAAUCUUUUCUGAUAUUUACUGCUGGCUACAAUGGUAAUGAAAAGUCUUAAUUGCGCGAUUUGCAACUUGCAGUAUUUGAUUAUCAUCUCAUAGUUUCUUUGAAAGUUCGUCAUUGAUGGUGUGCAUCUAUCCUAUGAAAUUGAUUACAGUAUCCUUUUUGAGUUUUGACUCCAUCAUUCAAUAAGUCACAAUGUCUUGCAAAAAAUGCUAUUUGUUUGUUUAAAGCAUUAUGUCAUGUUUUCUUGCAGCUCUUUCUUGAUGUUGAAGCCAUGUGUUGUUUGACUUUUUUUUUUUUUUUCCAUUUCCGGUGAUCAUUAUGCAAUCUAUCCAAUGAUGAAUCUCAUGAUUCUAAAAAAAGUUCUGGUUGAGCUACUGGAAUUAUCUAAUGAAUACACAUUUUUACCUACCGGAGAUAUAAAAAAUAUAUGCAAACUGAGAAACUUGCUAUAUUGGACUCCAACUGCGUGAUCUUAAGGGCCGAUAGAUAAAGCGAUAAGCACUCUUAAACAGUAAUAUUAUCAAUAGAUGAUAAUUUCCAUCAAUGUCAGCUACACUGUAUUAAGCUUUCAAUUCUACGAAAACUAACCGAAAAAGGGAUUGUAUUGCACCUGCAACCUUUUUUUAUCUUCAGCAGGUGCCAAGUGUGUGCGGAUGCCGAGAAAGAUCCUAUUAUGAAACAAGAACUGGCUGGGCUUGCCAGAAUAGUUUAGAAGUAGCCUUUGUAAUGGAACGGAACUCUCGCUUUGCGCCUCGCAGAUUGAUGAUGAAAUAGAAAAGCAUAUGGAUCUUCACAAGGAGGUUCAAGAAAGCGACAUUAACACUAUUGUUGCGAGAAGGCGGAAGGACUUCACAGAGGAAUUCUUUCGUCAUCUUUCUAUAUUUUCAGAUACACUUUACAGCAAUCUGGACGAGCGAGAUGAUCAUGCUCGACGCCUACUGUUGCGGCAGAUGAGCAAUCCCGCAAUCCCAUUGUUAUACAAAGGCAAUCCCAUUGUUAUAAAAAGGCUAAAUAUCCUCGAGGAAACAAUCGAAGAGGAGUAUAUGAAGAUCAGCAGACAAGACGAAGACUUGGAACUGAAAGACAAAAACUGAUUUCCAACAGUUUGUCGAAUCACUGUAAAACUACACCCCAAUCUCAUCAUCAGAGUCAGGAGAGAAUGGUUUGGUUGUUAAACAAGGUGCUGAGAUGUUAGUAAGAUAUCGGGAUGUAAGAGAUGUCGAUGAUUGAUGAAAUUUUAUCCGAUAAAUGCGUAGAUGUCCUCGCGUAUUUGUUCUAUGCCCUAAACAUCCACUUCUGAUUGUGUUCCUUGAUGCUACAUUGUGGGAUUAUUGGGCAAGUCUCACAUUGUCUGAUGAUUUUGGGCUGUAUGUGUGUUUAGGGUUAACGAGAACGUCAGGGUCUAAAAGUGGAAAUUUGUAACACCCCAAUAGUACCACAUUGGACGGGAAUAGAAUUGUCGUUGGGUAUAUAAAGGACUUCAUCAAAAUAAUAAUAACUGGACUUAAGUAUUUUUGACUGGUGGUUUGAACUCAAUGAUUUUUUAUUGUUAGUGAGUUGGGUCGUUACAUACAUACAGGCGGCCGUAGUGCGCGCCGAUCUCAUUAUCAGAAUCAAGAGAAACAGAUGCUUUGGCUCUUAAUAAGAUGGUAAAGUUGAUUUUA
This is a messenger RNA of Ananas comosus (pineapple), 3990 nucleotides long. RefSeq names its product two-component response regulator-like PRR1. Gene Ontology annotation, molecular function: protein binding. Gene Ontology annotation, biological process: cytokinin-activated signaling pathway; phosphorelay signal transduction system. The transcript is spliced from 8 exons. NCBI's taxonomy places the organism in Eukaryota, Viridiplantae, Streptophyta, Magnoliopsida, Poales, Bromeliaceae. The coding region runs from base 122 to 1699 and encodes 525 amino acids. The record is from RefSeq and is a predicted model, not a curated record.